Molecule: messenger RNA, 738 nt
Organism: Cervus elaphus (red deer)
Lineage: Eukaryota; Metazoa; Chordata; Mammalia; Artiodactyla; Cervidae
Gene: NDUFB10
Product: NADH:ubiquinone oxidoreductase subunit B10
Exons: 4
Coding region: 141-671 (176 amino acids)
Source: RefSeq, a predicted model, not a curated record
CAUGGUGCCCUGCGGGCGCCGGCCGUCCUACGCAGGCGCGGCCGCCCUCGGGUGUCCUCUGUGCCGGCGAGCUAGGCCGCGGGACCCGGGCGGAGGCCGGGCAGCGCGUCCGAGAGCUGAGCCCGCUGCCCGCCGCAGCCAUGCCGGACAGCUGGGACAAGGACGUGUACCCCGAGCCCCCGCGCCGCACGCCGGCGCCCUCGCCGCAGACCUCGCUGCCCAACCCUAUCACCUACCUUACGAAAGCCUUUGACCUCCUCGUGGACCGGCCGGUGACCCUCGUGAGAGAGUUUAUCGAGCGGCAGCAUGCCAAGAACAAGUAUUACUACUAUCACCGUGAGUUCCGCCGCGUGCCGGACAUCACAGAGUGCCAGGAGAAGGACGUCUUAUGCAUGUUUGAAGCAGAGAUGCAGUGGAGAAGAGAUUACAAAGUUGAUCAAGAAAUCGUCAACAUUAUCCAGGAGAGGCUGAAGGCCUGUCAGCAGAGGGAAGGUGAGAGCCACAGGCAGAACUGUGCCAAGGAGCUGGAGCAGUUCACCCAGGUGGUCAAGGCCUACCAGGACCGCUAUCACGACCUGGGGGCCCAUUAUUCUGCCAGGAAGUGCCUGGCAAAGCAGAAGCGGAGGAUGCUGGCCGAGAGAAAAGCUGCCAAAGAGGCCGCCGCCGCCUGAGGCCGCUGUUUGUCCCUGUGUGUCCUUGUGUCGUCACUGCUGCUCCAAUAAAGAGUGAGAGAGCCUG